CAAAUACCCACAAAUUAUAACUUCAUUCCUAGUCGGCCGUUUGUGUCGGAUGACCGUUAUAGCCUACUAUCUUUUGGCGCCAUGAAAUGAAAUCCUCUCUCUUAAAUGUACUCAAUAAUUGCCAGACCCUCAAAUCCUUAAACUCUGCCCAUGCUCUACUUGUAGUAAACGGUUUAUUUGCUUCUUCUGACAUCGUGGUCAACAAGAUUAUUCGCCUUUACUUCAGGUUUGGAUCAGCCGAAGAUGCCCACAAAGUGUUUGAUAAAAUUUCCCAACCAAAUGUCUUCCUAUGGACGUCUAUGAUUCAUGGGCAUGUCGAAAACAAACUCUAUUCAAAAGGGUUUUCGCUUUUUCUAAGAAUGCUUCGACAUUCAGUUGCGCCUUUGAAUUUUACUAUUACUACGGUGCUAAAAGGUUUAGCUAGAGAAGCUCGAUUAAGAGAUGGGAAGGUGGUAUAUGGAUUUGUGUUAAAAUGUGGGUUUGAUUUUGACGUGAUGGUGCAAAAUUCUAUGCUUGAUUUGUUGAUGAGAUGUGAGAAAAUCGAUUUGGCUAGAUGUCUGUUUGAGGAGAUGCAUGAAAAGGAUAUAGUGUCCUGGAAUUCAAUGAUAUUUGGGUAUUGCAAUAACGGUAAAAUUGACAUUGCACAUGAGUUAUUCAGUAGGAUGCCUGAUCGAAAUGUCAUUUCUUGGACUAGUAUUAUAUGUGGGUAUGUGAAGGAUGGUCACAUGAUGGAGGCACAGGCUCUAUUUGAUGCAAUGCCUGUCAAAGACUUGGCUUCAUGGAAUGUUAUGCUUUCUGGGUAUGUAAGCUGUCAGGACCUUGAUGCUGCUAUAUAUAUUUUUAAUACAAUGCCUUGCCAUGAUGUUGGAUCUUGGAAUUUAAUCAUCUCUGGGUGCUGUAAAGUGGGAAAUCUUGAAUCUGCAAGAAGCUACUUUGACAUGAUGCCAAGUAGGAGUGUGGCUUCUUGGACCAUGAUGAUUGAUGGUUACAUGAAAUCUGGAAAUAUCAAUGAUGCAAAGAUUUUAUUUGAUCAGAUGCCUGAGAAGAAUCUAAUUUCUUGGUCUACCAUGAUUGGAGGUUAUGCUAAAAAUGGAGAACCACGAACUGCUUUAGAGUUGCUAGAAUUCUUUAAGCAGCAGUGCAUUAAGCCAGAUGAAACUUUUAUACUUGGUAUCAUUUCGGCUUGUUCACAGUUAGGUGUUUUAGAUGCGGCUGAGUCAAUAACAAGUGACUAUGUGGGUCCAUGUCUCCUCUCCAAUUUACAUGUGGCCACUAGUUUAGUUGAUAUGUAUGCAAAAUGCGGAAGCCUUAAAAGGGCUACACAAGUUUUCGAAAUGAUUUCUGGAAAAGACUUGUUUUGUUACAGUACUAUGAUUGCAGCCUAUGCAAAUCAUGGCUUGGGUCAUGAGGCCAUUUCUUUGUUUGAAAAGAUGAAGGAAAAUAAUUUGGAACCUGAUGCAGCAACAUUUAUUGGUGUUCUAAGUGCUUGUAAUCAUGGAGGUCUUAUUGCCGAAGGCUGGAGAUAUUUUAAAGAAAUGACAGAUGCAUAUGGAAUUCAACCAACAGAUAAGCACUAUGCAUGCAUGGUUGAUCUUCUAGGCCGUGCUGGGUGCCUUAGGGAUGCUUAUAACCUAAUUUGUAGCAUGAAGGUGGCACCCACGGCAGCUGUUUGGGGUUCUCUGCUUGCAGCUUGUAGUGUUCACUGCAACAUUGAGUUGGCUGAAGCUGCAGCAACUGAAUUAUUUAAGAUUGAUCCAGAUAAUUCAGGGAAUUACGUUCUUUUGUCAAAUUUGUAUGCUGCGUCAGGAGAGUGGCACAAUGUUGCUAAAGUGAGAGCAAUGAUCAGAUUGAAUCGGGUGAAGAAGAAUAGAGGCUCCAGUUGGAUUGAGUUGGACUCUGUGGUGCAUGAGUUUGUGAUGGGAAAUUUAUCACAUUUAAGUGCUGCUAGCAUAAAUUUUAUCUUGGAUUUACUUUGUGAAGAAAUGAAGUUUGAGAAUUGAGGAAUGGGUGUUGAACAUCUAGUUUCUCUCUCUUAUAUUUAUACUCGUACAACAGUUGAAGAUCUGGAUAACCAGCAGGAACGGGCACGAUGAAAAUAAGCACUUAUUUGAUGCGCCAAAUCCCCUUAACGCUUUGCUGCCUGGAGGUGACAAGCCAACAGAUGACUGCAAAUUUUUAGUUUUAGAUCAAUCAGCAGGAAGGAUAAUCAUCCAUAUAUUAAUUAGUUCUUGAUCAUUGUAAUGUUGAUUCUUCAAUGCUUUAAUUAUGAGGUAGAAUGUUUAUCCUUUAACUUAAUUAUUACUUAACGUUGUUGCUCAUGUAGUUAUAGUAAUAAUAUGAAUACUAGGCUUGGUCAAGUGUAGCUGAUAACCAACUUUGGGUUUUACUUC
Messenger RNA from Cynara cardunculus var. scolymus (artichoke), 2390 nucleotides. Its product is annotated as pentatricopeptide repeat-containing protein At4g02750-like. The record is from RefSeq and is a predicted model, not a curated record. Gene Ontology annotation, biological process: RNA modification. The transcript is spliced from 2 exons. NCBI's taxonomy places the organism in Eukaryota, Viridiplantae, Streptophyta, Magnoliopsida, Asterales, Asteraceae. Gene Ontology annotation, molecular function: protein binding; RNA binding. Bases 87 to 2000 code for a protein of 637 amino acids.